Bolinopsis microptera is the source of this 1956-nucleotide messenger RNA. Its product is annotated as sphingomyelin phosphodiesterase 1-like. Gene Ontology annotation, molecular function: phosphoric diester hydrolase activity. NCBI's taxonomy places the organism in Eukaryota, Metazoa, Ctenophora, Tentaculata, Lobata, Bolinopsidae. The transcript has a single exon. The coding region runs from base 1 to 1428 and encodes 475 amino acids. The record is from RefSeq and is a predicted model, not a curated record.
AUGUUGCUGGAAUUUCAAGGUGAGCAUCCAAACGAUGAAGGAUUAUGCAGUUCACAACAAAGAAAAAGCGUCGCAGCCUUGGGUUUACUCAUCAUCUUGCUGACGGGAUUGCUGUUAGUUGCUCGGUAUCAGUUUCGUAUAAACAAGCAGCUCACGAACUCAGACCUGAAUUAUGAAAACGGUCGUUAUUUUGGUGUUUUAGCUGAUAUUCAUAUGGACCAAUAUCAAAACGAUACACAUUGCCGUAAUGGGGACGAUGUUGAAGGUGAGUGGGUUGUUCAUUAUCCGACACCAUAUGGAGCAAAACUUUGUGAUUCAUCUUCUACUUUACUGAACAUGACUAUCCGCGAGUUCAAGGAGAUAGAAGAUAAGACUGGACCAUUUGAAUUUAUUCUUAUCAUCGGUGAUCUAGUGGGUCAUUGGAUUGAGGGAAUUGAGCCAUCUUUAGAAAGUGUGAACAAAGUAAGAAACCUUGUCUCUUCUUAUUUUCCUUCGACUCCUGUUUACUUUGCUUUAGGAAAUCACGAUCUAACGACUGUGCACUAUCGCAUUCCUGAAUACGUAGAGCGAUGGUACUCUAUGAUAUCAACGAGUUUGUUUCCCGGCCUCCAUACAACCGAAUUUCAACUCUUGUCAGCUACAAAAACCUUCAACAAACACGGAUUCUACAAAGUUGAGCACAGUUCUUCGCUUUGGGUGGUGGCUUUAAACACCAAUGUAUUCAGUAAUAGUAUGAAUGCCACAGAAGAGGACAUUGGUGCUCAAUUUGAUUGGUUAAACGAAACGCUCCAUCAAGCUGAAAAUCAGAAAUCAGUUUCUGUACUCCUUUUUGGCCAUAUCCCACCUGAAAUAGAAUUCCUCGACCUGGUUAGAUGGGAUUCUAACAAAAACAUGACCUGGAAACCAGACUGUGUAGCCAGAUUUAACGAUAUAGUCGGCCGAUUCUCAAAUAUCAUAAAACUUUCCUUCUUUGCACAUCAACACACUGACAACUGGUACGUGGGAAAGAGCCCAAACGGCGGUUACAUUAACCACUUCCUGAUGCCGCCAGUAUCUCCAGUUAGUCGGGGUCAUCCUUCCUUCUCUGUCGGAGUUACUAAUGGAGGGUGGGACUUGCUUGAUCUGCUCUACUAUCACUCUCCUGUUGAGCAGCUGACCAGGGCAGAUCAAACCCCUCGGUACUUUUACCAGUACUCAUUUAAAGAGCAGAACUUCCAUUUUAACGAGAAGUAUUCAGCUAUUGAUGGGGCUCUGAUGGAUGGUCUGACGAAGAGGAUUGUUGAUUUUGAAGACGGUAUGGAGACUUAUACCGCUCGUCUUAUGAACACAUACCAAUUCCGUUACAAACCUCAUGUUUCAGCUUAUGAAAUGUAUUGUGUGAUGACUGAAAACACAUCUGAGGGACUCGAUGUAUGCCUUAAGAAAUAAUUUUCCUGAAUCAGUUUAAUCUUUCAAAUAAUAUUCCUGUUAUUUGAUUACACUCUACAGUUUAUGAUAAAGUUUUCUAGCAGCAGGAUUCAGAUUAAGCAUUCUAACUAAUUUGUAGCAGUAUCAAGAGGUUUUAGCUAAACUAAUUAAACUAUUUGAGUAUUACAUUUAAUUUUUUAACCUUUUUAGUGACAUUUUAGUUUGUUGAAACAUUUUUUAUUUGUAGAUUAAUUAAUUAUAGAAAUAUUAUCUGAUAGUUUUUAAUAUUUAUCUGUAUGUGCAGUUUAGUUAUAGUACAUUUUUUCCGAUGAAUUCUUUUUUAGUUACUACCUAUAAUAUUUAAGUUGCAUAGGUAGACUUAUAUUAUUGCAUACAUAGUUAUAGUCAUACUAUUUGAAAAAUUUGGAACAAUGGAACUCGAUUUUGAGAAGAUCUUAAAUCUUGAUUAGUCAAAUUCACUUAUUUAAAUUGUGGUAUUUGAUGAUAUUUGUGUGGACAGCGUAGUAUUUUGCAUGUCUGACUCUGUAA